AUGAUCCUGUACCCAGACCUGCCCUGUGACCCCGACGUGUGUGCCAAGAGCUGCGUCAAGGGAUUGAACAACGGCAACGGCACCUGCGUGAGGCCGCUUGGAUGUGAUUGCGUGUUCUGCGUGCCAACAGCCGGCCAAGCUGCACGUAUACAGUACAGCUUCUUCUAUAAAACCCACUGCUGGUCUGCAUAUAUGUCACCAUAUCAUAAGCUAGACAGCUACGUAUACACCACCCAUUCACUAUCAACAGCAUUCCUCUCAACGUUCCCUGUAAGAAACCAGCAGGACAGGAGGAUGAGGACUAGACACCUGCUGCUGGUUGCCACUCCCCUCCUCCUGCUCCUGGCAGUAUCCUCAGAUUUGACGGCCAAGGUUUCAGCUCGGUGCCCGGACCCGGAGUCGGUAACACUGUAUCCAGGCAAGCCCUGCAAUCGCCAGCAGUGCAAGACGGACUGCGCCAGCAAGUACCACGGCGGCGUCGGCGUCUGCCUCAACCCCAAAGGAUGUUACUGCGAGUACUGCCUGGAUCGCCCCUCCGCCCACGCGGCCUCGCCACUCCGUCCGCGUCAUGAUUGAAACUGAUGAAGCCGCGCGAGCUAGCAGCGUCGAACAUGUAUCAAUUCAGCUGUUUCUUAGAAUAAACAAAAGCAAACAAUAAGGAAGAGGUAGAUGUCCGUGACGCAGGGCAGCGUAUCUUAUG
Messenger RNA from Zea mays, 700 nucleotides. RefSeq lists its product as uncharacterized. The record is from RefSeq and is a predicted model, not a curated record. The transcript is spliced from 3 exons. Lineage: Eukaryota; Viridiplantae; Streptophyta; Magnoliopsida; Poales; Poaceae. The coding region runs from base 1 to 576 and encodes 191 amino acids.